AAAAUUCCCAAUAAACCCAAAUGGGUUGCUACCAAAUUGAAAUUGUGCUUUGAAUAGAGAAAGCAUUCGUGCAAAUUAUCAAUAUUUCUCCAGUCUCCAAUCAUUGCAAUUUGUUAUAGGAUACAGUGUCCAAAAUAUCCAGUGAAUUAGAGUUAAUUUCUUCACUUUCUCUUAUCUUUUGUCUCUUGGUAUCUCUUUUUGAAUCCCAUUAUAAUCAUAGAAAACCACGAGAAAUAAAGAGAUAUUUCCCAUAAUUUUGAUGCCUUUAAAUUGCUCGAUAAGCUUGGCUACCAAAGUCCCACAUAUUCUGGGACAAGGAAGAAGGUACGCGCCCAACCAUUUUGGCAAAACUUCUUGCUUCCUCACUUACAGUCGGAAUUAUCAAAACAAGUCUCUUCAAAUUGUCUCUCUUUCCAAAUUAAACCAAACCCAAAAUUAUACUUCUUCAAUAAUGGAGGAACCCAAAAGUUUGGACCUUUUAUCUGGAAAACCAGAAAAAUACUCCAAAGAAAUUGAUAUUGCUGUCAGAGCUGUGCAAAUGGCAUGUUCUCUUUGCCAGAAAGUGCAGGACAGUAUCAUUUCUAAAUCCAAUAAUCAGGUCCAAUCCAAGGAUGACAAUUCUCUCGUCACUGUAGCAGAUUGGAGCGUCCAAGCGACUGUUAGCUGGAUACUAUGCGAGUCCUUGGGAAGUAGGAAUGUCUCAAUAGUAGCUGAAGAAGAUGUUGAAACUCUUUCCAAGACUCAUAAAGCUGGCCUAUUAGAAGCUGUAGUUCAAACAGUGAAUGAAUGUCUAGCUGAAGCACCUCGGUUUGGUCUUAAUGCUCCAGGAGUGGCUCUCACAACAUCAGAGGUUCUUGAAGCCAUCAGUCAUUGCAACUCAUCUGGGGGUCCUAUUGGAAGAUUUUGGGCACUUGAUCCUGUUGAUGGUACAUUAGGUUUUGUACGUGGAGAUCAAUAUGCCGUUGCAUUAGCAUUGAUAGAGGAGGGAGAGGUUGUGCUUGGAGUUCUUGGUUGUCCUAAUUAUCCGAUGAGAAAGGAAUGGUUAAAUUAUCACCACCGCUACCAUAGAAUUAUAUCUAAGCUAACCCCACCGACAUCUGAAUCUUGGGACAAAGGCUGUGUGAUUUAUGCAGGUAAAGGUAGUGGAGAAGCCUGGAUGCAACCUCUACUCCAAGGAAAUAAGAAGCUUGUAUGGCCAAAUUCUGCAAGACCAGUUCGAGUAUCCUCCAUCAACAAUCCAGCAUUGGCUACCUUUUGUGAACCAGUAGAGAAGGCAAAUUCAAGCCACUCCUUCACUGCAGGACUAGCUCACAGCAUGGGGCUUAGAAUGCAACCAUUACGAGUUUACAGCAUGGUGAAGUAUGCAGCCAUAGCUCGGGGAGAUGCAGAGAUAUUUAUGAAGUUUGCAAGGGCUGGCUACAAGGAGAAGAUUUGGGAUCAUGCAGCUGGUGCUGUUAUAAUACAAGAGGCAGGUGGUGUGGUUACUGAUGCUGGAGGGCGUCCACUAGACUUUUCGAAAGGAAUGUACUUGGAUGGUCUUGAUAGAGGCAUAAUCGCUUGUGCCGGACCCGUAUUACAUGACAAGAUCGUUGAAGCUGUUGAUGCUAGCUGGAAUUCCUCUAGUCUGUAAAAUUUCAUUGGAGCCACCACGAAUAAAAUUUGUUCUGUAAUUUUUCUUCCUCUUGUUUAUGGAGCAGCAGCAAGGCUCUGAGUUUUCAAUUUAUGUCUAGCACAAAUACUCUAUUGUAAAGUUUUGUAAAUUCUAUGUUUCACCAAUCCUCUGUAUCUAAGAAGUCUCUACUGUAGAUACUUAGACAGCCAGUCUGCAUAUUUAUGAGAGCACCCAGCUCCCUGUUCCUGAA
Jatropha curcas is the source of this 1862-nucleotide messenger RNA. RefSeq names its product 3',5'-bisphosphate nucleotidase AHL. Gene Ontology annotation, biological process: phosphatidylinositol phosphate biosynthetic process; sulfate assimilation. Gene Ontology annotation, molecular function: 3'(2'),5'-bisphosphate nucleotidase activity. NCBI's taxonomy places the organism in Eukaryota, Viridiplantae, Streptophyta, Magnoliopsida, Malpighiales, Euphorbiaceae. The record is from RefSeq and is a predicted model, not a curated record.